This is a messenger RNA of Triticum urartu, 1569 nucleotides long. RefSeq lists its product as uncharacterized. Gene Ontology annotation, molecular function: protein binding. NCBI's taxonomy places the organism in Eukaryota, Viridiplantae, Streptophyta, Magnoliopsida, Poales, Poaceae. The record is from RefSeq and is a predicted model, not a curated record.
GCACACAUAUUUACAUACCACCAUGGCUAAAUGCCAGCUGUUGCUCCUCUUCUUGGUGUUUCUUUUGCUGGCGGCGCACGCCAAGUCAUGCCACCCUGACGACCUCCGUGCAUUGCAGGGCUUUGCUGGGAACCUCGGCGGCGGGGGCGCCCUUCUCCGUGCCGCGUGGUCUGGUGCGUCGUGCUGUGGCUGGGAAGGUGUGGGCUGUGACGGCGGCAGAGGCCGUGUCACGGUGCUACGGCUUCCAGGGUAUGGCCUCUCGGGGCCAGUCCCAGGAGCCUCCCUGGGGGGCCUUGCGCAGCUGGAGGAGCUCUUCCUCGGCUCCAACUCUUUCACGGGCUCCCUCCCUACCUCCCUCUUCAGCCUUGUUGGGCUGCAGAAGCUCUCCUUCGAAUCCAAUCAGCUCACUGGACAGUUGAGCACGCACCUCCAAGAGCUCAAGAACCUCACCUUGCUGGACUUGUCCGUCAACCGCUUCUCCGGCCGCCUCCCUGACGUGUUUCACGACCUCACGUCGCUGAUCCAUUUGUCCAUGCACUCCAAUGGAUUCUCUGGAUCGUUGCCGCCGUCUCUGUCAUCAUUAUUAUCUCUCCGUGAGCUCAACCUCCAGAACAACUCCUUGUCUGGUCCGAUUGCUCGUGUCAACUUCUCCGGCAUGCCACUUCUUGCUUCAAUUGACUUUGCGGCCAACUACUUGAGUGGGUCUCUCCCGAUUAGCAUCGCGGAUUGUACCGAACUCAAGUCGCUCAGCCUUGCCAACAACCAGUUAGUUGGCACCAUCCCAUCGUGGAUUCGUGAGCUCGUCCACCUUCGCUACUUGGAUCUCUCAAAUAAUUCAUUGAUUGGCGACGUACCCAAGGGUUUGACACUGCUCAAGGGCCUCACCACCGCUGAUCGUUCACAGCGUAUGGCUUUCAUUAACAUGCCAUUGUAUGUGAAGCGUAAUAGGAGAACACUCCAACAACAACCAAAUGUCAUAACUGGAACCAACAACUAUGUCAGAUCUGGGGAUGGCAACACUGUAUCUGGGAAUGACAACACUGUCAUAUCUGGGAAUGACAACACUGUAUCUGGGAGCGACAACACUGUCAGAUCUGGUAACAAAAAUGUCCUGACUGGUAGCAACCAUGUUGUAUCUGGGACCAACAAUGUUGUAUCUGACAAUGACCAUGUCGUAAAUGGGAAUAACAAUGUUGUAUCCGGGGGGAACAAUAUGGUAACGGGCAACAACAAUGUCGUAUCUGGGAGUGACCACGUCGUAUAUGGGAACAACAAAGUCGUAAGUGGAGGUUAAUGAUCUGUCAGUGGAUUGAUUCCGUCCUCCUCCAGACAUAGCUCACAUGUCCUUGUCCAAGUUCAGUGUGGCUCACGAUCACAUGUUGGGGCCAAUCACAGUUUGUAACCUCAUGGAUAUAGCAUCCGCCCUUUUCCUAUUUAAAAUAAAGUUUCCCUUAUAAUUAUGUUCCUAAGAGUUCUACAAAACUUUGUAUGUAAAUGCUGACCUGAACAGCAAUGGGCGGCUUGCAGCUGAUGUAGACCAAGCGUGAUUUGCACCGUGGAUUUCUAAGU